ACUCCUGUGUGUCCCCAUUGCUCCUUUAGGUGUGAAGGCCGAGCCGCUACUCUCUCUCUACAGCCCUGGCGGCGGCGGCGGCGGCGGCGGGGAUGAUGAAUAGGGCGGUGACGGACAGAGCGAUCACCGGAUUCUUCCGCCAGUCCUUCGUUCUCCUCAGAAGCCUAAGCACUUCCGUCUCUCCUCCGGCUCCGAGCUCCUCCGCCGCCGGGGAGUCGAAGCCGAAACGGAGGAAGAAGAAGAACCUGUUCGACGUGAUACAGUUCCUCCCCAGCUGGGGGCUCGGCUACAAGGUGGCUAAGACCCACUGGCAAGACGUCUCCUACGAGCUCACCAAGGUCAAUCUCUACAAGGAUGGGCGGCACGGCAAGGCAUGGGGGAUUAGAUACAAGGCCGGUAUACGAGCAGCUGAUGCUCCUGUGAAAAUGAGCGGCGUAAACAAGCGUGGGUGGAAGUAUAUUCCAGAGUCUGAGAAGGAAAAAAGAAACUCUUCCAAAGUGGUAAAACAGAGCUUGGCUUAGUUUUGAGGCUUUGUGGUGUGCCUUGACCAUUUUUUUUUGUUCUUGCUGUUCAAUGUCAAUUUGUAGGGCUUUACCUGGUGGCCUUUCACAUGAUAUUGUCUUUUCAUCAACGAGGCAUGUCUAGUCUUAUCUUGGGCUACUUAAAAUAGUUUAGACACACUUUAUAUUUGCUUGGAUGCUUUAUGCAAUAGUAAUCAUUCACCUUCAAGUCUGAUAUCUUGUUA
Phoenix dactylifera (date palm) is the source of this 745-nucleotide messenger RNA. RefSeq lists its product as uncharacterized. The record is from RefSeq and is a predicted model, not a curated record. Gene Ontology annotation, cellular component: mitochondrion. Gene Ontology annotation, molecular function: structural constituent of ribosome. NCBI's taxonomy places the organism in Eukaryota, Viridiplantae, Streptophyta, Magnoliopsida, Arecales, Arecaceae.